CCGCCGGGACGCAACAGUCUCCCGUUGGAUUUGAGAGAAUUUACGUCCAAUACCUAUGAUUGAUGUUUUUGAACUGACAACACCUGGCUGUAUUAAACAAAAACUUCCACGACUGAUUACUAACUAACAAGUAUCAAUAUGUGCUGUGUUUAUUGACAAAAUAAUUGUUUUUCAACGAUGGAAGAGUUUUUUCGCUCGUAAAACGGGCCCGGCGAUCCAGAAUGUCUGUAGAAGAAAAUUACGAGGAUAAUUUAGGUCAAUAAGAAAGAAAAAUAAAUUUUUUAAAAAGACAGCCAAGAUGUCGAUGGCUUCUAUAGAAACGAUGGACUCCAUCAAGGAGUUACCACCACGUAAAUUUGUAAAUCCAAAUUUAAUAUCCCUCAAGUGCCUUCUAUUUAUUUUUUUUGGUGGUAUGGGCUGUCUCUUCCCAUUUCUUCCACUCCACAUGAUUGCAGUGGGACUGACAAUGGAAGAAACGCGACUGGUGUCAAUAAUAUCGCCUGUGAUAGCGAUAUUAGGACCAAUUAUAGCAGCACCGGUAGCGGACAAGAUAGCAGCUCGUCAAGGCUCUAAGCCGUCAAACGGGCGCUACUUGAGAAUAAUGAUAGCUCUGGUAUGUUUUCUGUCGGCUGUGGUCUACUCACUGUUGCUGUUGGUGCCCGUCGUCGAGAGAAUAGAGCUUCCGCGAGAGCACAGACCCACACUUAGAUUCUCCUGCAACCGCGAAGGCGCGACAGUAUUUCAGGAACGCAUAAAUGAAUUUUCCACGUGCUACAACUGGACCAGCGAGAGCCGAGUCUGCGCGAUUCUCCUGAAAAAUUGCAACUACGCUUGUCAUCCGAUAGUUCCCAGGCCGAACCAUAAAUUCCUAAAUAACCCGAUGCCAGCUAUCGAUGUUCCUCCAAACACCGACAUCGGAGUCCUGGGUGUCGAUGAAGGAAGCGGCGAUAUCGUUGGAGGAAACGGCCACGGCAAUUCCCAGUACGCUGAUUUGAGCAAUGAAGACAUCGAAUGGAGAACUAAAGUCCCGAUAAAACACAAACGACGUCGCUAUAUCCAGGCUAAAAGCGAACCACCUCAUCUGUGUUUUCAUGAGGGUGAUAGUAAGGUUUGUCAUGUUUACACUAGUGAUACAGGAAGCUUGCCAGUUAAUGCGAGCUUCAGACAGGCCAGUAAUACACGUAAUAAACACGAAUGGUGCGCUUAUCCAAUCACUGAAGAUUUUACCUGUAGGAUACCACGCAAAUUGGAAGCUGAUAUGGCUAAAUUUAAUCAGACUUGCUCUGUUGAAUGCGAUAUACUUGACCCGUUUGUGCUACCAGGUAGCAUUCACACGGAAAAUCAAUGCAGACAAGUAGCCGGUGACCCAGAUAUGACAUUUUGGAUGUACCUGACAAUCCGUUCGAUCGCGGAUAUCUUUCCAACAGCAGCAGUAACAUUGGUAGACGCAGCGAUAGUGAUAGCAACAAGAGAAACUUCCUGCGGCCGAGGUGACGUGGGUAGACAGUUAGCCUUCGGGUCACUAGGUUUCGCACUAUUUGGACCUUUAGCCGGGUACCUCAACCUCCUGAUAGCUCCGAAACCAGCAUAUCUUUUGCCGAUAAUUCUACACGUCGCGAUGAUGAUUCUCGCUGCAAUAGUAGCGCUGUCUUCUAAUGGAAUGCCUCUGAGUCCACCAGAAUGGUGGUGGCAUACAAGGUCAGGAAUGCUGGCUGUACCAAUGAGCGCGGUAAAAAGAUACGGCAGCGAGACAGCAGCUCUGGUGGUGGUACUAAUUGUCCUGGGUACUCUUUGGAGCGUGAUGGACAGUUACCUCUCGCUUUAUCUCACAGAACUGACUGGCGAUUCGCUGGCGAUAGGUGUAAUCUUGACAGUCGGUGCCUUGCCGGCACUUUUGUUCCUCUGGAAGUCUGAACACCUUGUCGACUACUGCGGCCACAGCAAUCUACUUAUAAUGGCGUUCACCAUGUACAUCGUCAGGUUCGCUGGAUUGAGCGUGGUAACUGACCCAUGGUGGGCGCUGGUCUCCGAGGCGUUGGAGCUUUUCACUCUCGGUAUCAUGUGGGUGACUGCUAUUCUCUAUAUGCGACACCUUAUCCCAAGAAACCUUACGGUCACUGCUCAAGCGCUGCCAGUGAUUGCCCACUUCUGCAUCGGGCGCUGUCUUGGAGCUGUUAUCGGCGCGUAUGUCCACUUCGGCGACACGGAAGUUUUAUCUCUAAAAUAUGUUUACCAAUGUAUGGCCGUGUCUGCUGCUGUGAUUGCUGUUUUUUACUUCGUUCUGUACCACGGGAUCCUUAAGCCCAAAUGUCAUGCUCAGACGAUACAAAAUGCGCGUACUGCUCCUUCUAUUGUACAAGCUGCUUUACAACAACACGAACAAGCGAUUAGUAUGAAUGGAAAUGGAAGUUAUACACCGCUGAGAGUCUACCACAACGGCCUGGGCAGGAAAGGACAAUUUAGAUACUAAGUGUCAAUUAAUAAAAAAAUAACUAAGAGAUUCUUCGAGUCGCGCGUUAAACUUCUUUACUUGCAAUUUAUUCAAACUUACUUUAAUAAAUGAUCUUUGUAAGUUCAGUAUGAUUUAACAAGACGAUUUAAUUUAAGCUCGAAAGAAUCUCACGGUUCAUCCGCGGUCGUCAGUUGCUAUCGUGGACAGAGCAAAAGAUAAAAAAAUGUUCAAAUUAUUUUAGUGGAAUAUCCACUUGUAAUUUUUCUAAUAUAUUUUUUUAUACUAUA
Molecule: messenger RNA, 2739 nt
Organism: Cotesia glomerata
Lineage: Eukaryota; Metazoa; Arthropoda; Insecta; Hymenoptera; Braconidae
Exons: 6
Coding region: 299-2470 (723 amino acids)
Cellular component (GO): membrane
Source: RefSeq, a predicted model, not a curated record